CCCGCGCGUAUUGCCCGGCCGCCCGGCGGCGCAUCCGAACGAACGAACGCUAACCGCACGCGACCGUGUUUACGAACGCACCUUUACCAUUUUCAAAUUUCGAACGACUUAUUCCAUAUUUGAAUUUUUAGUGCAGUGCCUGAGUUUGGAUUAUUUAUUCGUGAUUUGAAGGCAACCUUGGUGAGCAUCGGAUCUGCAAAGCAAGAAUAAGCUGUGAUCUCACUAGUCCGGGCCGUGCCGCCUGCAUGGUAAACAACUGAUUCUAAAUGGCUGAGAACGGGUUCGGACCGAUGGCCGGGCACGUCGGCAGGAUACCGAACUUCGGGAAAACUCAAGUCAAUCCCAUGGGCCAUAAUGAACCUCCAGCAUGCAUACAAAACGCGAUGAUGACGAAGGAUAAGAAGCCGUUCACCUACACGCCAGGAGGAUUGGACCUGUCCCAGAUACGCACUCCUAGCAUGGCCAGAAGGCUCGCAAGGCAAAGGUCACAAGAGGAGCAUGAACAGGCCUAUGCUCAGCAAAAUUAUGCGCCACAAACCAACGGCGGUGGUGGUGGCUACCAAUCACAGGGGGUCCCGAACCCUCCUCCUCCCCCGCCGCCUGGUGUUCCCGCUCCACCCCCGCCUCCUCCUCUGGUUAUCGAAAUCCCUAAAUCAAAAUCCCCGAAGCCUGUACCAUUAGGAGAACGACCAGAAAUCGUCAUCCCUGAAAAUCCAAUUGGGAUGCUUCGGAAAACCAAUAGCCCGUAUCAUUGGGAAGCAGAAAAGGCAGACGCCCUGCGAAUGGGUCCCGUGCCGAAGUUUGUAGAAAAAGUCCCGAGCCCCUUGACGGUCCAAAUGCCUCCUUCCUCGUUCUCCAACCAAGCACCUCAGUAUACUCCACCAUCUCAAAAUACAAACUAUUCAUACAACAACCAGGGCAGGCAACCAGAAAGCCCGCUUCACAAACCAGAAGCAUUGUAUGCUCACCAGAAAUCAAAUUCUCCAAGUGUGAAAACGCCUACAAUAGAACUGUUACAAAGGCAGGAUUCACAGUUCAACAAAAGCCCGCAACCCUUCGGAGGACAGUCGCCUAUUAGUAACGGUUCUCCGUAUUCUCCUAGCCCUAACAAUAAUUGGAGGCAGCCGGAGAGAAGAGAAUCUCCCGCCCAAAAUGCGAGCAAUAGUCCUCAGUCUCCACAUGUAAACCGCAGUCCUUUCACACCGAACCAGCAAUACUCUCCCAACUUCCAAAACCAAAGUCCCCCAGUUAAUUCUAGUCCCGUGUAUCAUACUCUACCUCGAGUUGGCCAAAAGAACCAGGAGGUUAACAAUGUCCAAAACAAUCAAUACCAACAAUCAAACGCUGAUUCCGAUCCCACACCGUGGAGAACCAAUACGCUCAAUAGGCAUCCAAGAGAGCCAGAGCGCCAAAAUAAUGUUUAUAAUAAUAAUAACCAAAAUGAAAAUCAACAGGCGUACAGUCCUCCAUGGAAGACUAAUGAAGCGAAUAACAAUGAAAGCGCAUACACACCUCCGUGGCUUCAAGCACGGAAUCAAAACACGAAUCAACAGCAGUACACACCGCCAUGGGUAACAUCACAAGAUUCCAACAACAAUGGACCACAAGAAAGCUACAAUGCACCCUGGAGGUCUUCAGAUAAUAAUAAUAACAGAGCCGCACAAUCUCCACCAAAACCUGCGCAACCCCAAGAACAACCCCGUUAUCAGUCGUCUAUGUCGAUCCCAGUAACACCGAGGCGGCAAAAUCCACCAGCCGACUACAAUAAUACUCCCCCGCAGAAAGAAGUAGUGUAUGUUAACCAGGAGCCUGUAUACUUCUGUCCAGAAAGUCCGAAGUCGAUACCUCCUUGGGUCAAGUCACAGAAAGAAAAGACGAAAACCCCUCCGCCCGAAUGGGUCCAGCGUCCACUGGACAGCAGAAAAAGCGCCACUAGGGACUUGGUGACACCACCAAGGGAAACCACAAAUCAGGAGCCAGAAUGGGUGAAAAAGAGUAACGAAAUGCAGAGAGGUAUCCGCGAUGUCAUUAGUCCGCCUAAAUACCAACAGACCGCUCAGCCGUCGUGGUCAACUCGUCCUUCAGAGAAUAGGAAAAGCGUGCCUAAGGAAGCACCUGGAUCCCCCGGUAACAGGGUUAUUCCGAUUCAAAUGGAGGUAUCAAGUACAGAUACAAGGGAUCAAGGUAGACAGGGUCAAGCUCCGCACUUGAGGAUCACAAUCGGUAUGAACCCGAAUGGUCCGAAUGCGCAGGCUCAGUCGGCCUCGUACUCGCAGCCCACUCAGCGCAUCAUGCGAGUGCUGUCGCCGCAGCUGGUGAGGAUGGACGAAGGACAGUCUCAGCAUGAGCUGCCGACUUUAAGCCGACACUUGACGAGCAAUCAAGAUAAUCAGCCUAAAACGCGGAUAAUCCCUAUUCAAAUUGAAGGUGCAAGUAAUGGAGCUAACAAAAGGGUGUUCUACCACAAGUUCACGCAAGAAGCACCUCCCCGGCAGUCCAAGGCGUUCAGGGUGCUCCAGGUGAUCACGGGCACCCAGGACUCCGACCGCAUACAGAACAUGGAGACCCAGCAUGGGUUCACUGACCUAUAGCGAUGUACUUCGUUUAUCCCACGCUAGUCGUCUAAUUCUAUAACCUUCUGUGACUGUCAACAUUUUUUUGUAUAAUUAUUAACUUUGAUAUACUAUACAUGUUUAAAGUCCAACAUCUUAUAUUAGGAUCCUUAUCAAACACAGAUGAAAUGUUCUUAAGCAGCGUCGGCGUUUAGUCAGCUCUGCGGUUGCUGCUUGGCUAUUUUCCAUAGUGCUGACUUGGCGACGAUGCUCGUCAGUGUAGUGAGGGCGAUCCUCACGAUUCAAUUUAUAUUUAUAAAUAUUUUCCAAGUAUAUGAUGUAGGUACCUAUCCUUUAUACAUUGAAACCGAAAAUAAUUCACUAUCGCAUAUUUGUUUUCGCAUUGUACGGAUAAUAUAUAUAAUUGGAAAUCGUACAGUAAAUUAUAUAAACGAGGAUCGACCUAAAUCUCAAACAUAUAUAAUUUACCUUCUUACUGCAAGAUUCCUUUAUCACUGAAUAAGGACUGCAUUAAAAUGCUUAAUACCUGAUUAUGGUAAAGUUAUACAAUAAAAAAAAACAUUAGAGGGGAUUUCUACUAUUCCACAAGCAGUUGUAAGAAAUUGUUAUGUAUAUUAGCAUAAUAUAAUGUAUACAAUAUUUAGUCGCUUGGCCGCUCAAUCUCUUUGUACAUGUCUGUGCAUAGAAUAUUUUAAUAAUUCAAUGUUGCCUGUGGAAUAGUUUCUUAACUAAUUUAAUUUUAUACCUCAUGAAUAAUUCAUGCCCGAAAAUUCUUACCAAUUGGUGUAAGCACGGUUCGUGAAACUAGGCUAUGAAUCUGAAAAUAUAUAAUAUAUUUUAAUAAUUUAUUUUGUAAUGACUAUUUUAUUAUAAAUGUGUAAAUAAGUCGAAAUCGAAUUAAUAAAGCUUUUAUUGUGAUUGUACUAAUGCUCGUGAAAUGCCUACGGCUAGCUUACCAAAGAAUUUUUAAAUUAAUAUUAUUUGUAACGGUUAAGUUUAUUUAUAAAUAAAUAAAUAAUUUCAAAUUAAAUAAGUACUUAUCUUAUAUUCUUAUAUUAAAAGCAAGAAUAUGUGUGUAUCUUGAUUAGAGUCGUUUCUAUGAUAAAAUA
Messenger RNA from Leguminivora glycinivorella, 3682 nucleotides. RefSeq names its product extensin-like. The record is from RefSeq and is a predicted model, not a curated record. The transcript is spliced from 5 exons. Bases 267 to 2591 code for a protein of 774 amino acids. Lineage: Eukaryota; Metazoa; Arthropoda; Insecta; Lepidoptera; Tortricidae.